This is a messenger RNA of Melanotaenia boesemani (Boeseman's rainbowfish), 4451 nucleotides long. RefSeq names its product N-alpha-acetyltransferase 25, NatB auxiliary subunit (gene naa25). The record is from RefSeq and is a predicted model, not a curated record. Gene Ontology annotation, molecular function: protein-N-terminal amino-acid acetyltransferase activity; protein binding. Gene Ontology annotation, biological process: N-terminal peptidyl-methionine acetylation. Lineage: Eukaryota; Metazoa; Chordata; Actinopteri; Atheriniformes; Melanotaeniidae. The coding region runs from base 43 to 2958 and encodes 971 amino acids. The transcript has 24 exons. Gene Ontology annotation, cellular component: cytoplasm; NatB complex.
ACUGCGCAUGUGUCAACAUUAACCCAGCAGGUAAACUCCACCAUGGCGGCGAGAGGCCAUGUGCAAGAUCCCAACGACAGGAGACUCAGACCCAUAUACGAUUACCUUGAUAAUGGCAACAAUAAGAUGGCGAUACAGCAGGCAGAUAAACUGCUGAAGAAACAUAAGGACCUGCACUGUGCCAAGGUCCUAAAGGCCAUUGGCCUUCAGAGGACAGGAAAGCAGGAUGAAGCUUUCACUUUGGCCCAGGAGGUGGCCACCUUGGAGCCCACUGACGACAACUCACUUCAAGCUCUGACAAUAUUGUACAGGGAGAUGCAUCGCCCGGAGUUGGUCACGAAGCUGUACGAGGCUGCAGUGAAGAAGGUUCCUCUCAGCGAGGAGUAUCACUCGCACCUCUUCAUGGCUUACGCUCGCGUGGGAGAGUACAAGAAGAUGCAGCAGGCAGGAAUGGCUUUAUAUAAAAUUGUCCCCAAGAACCCGUAUUACUUCUGGUCCGUCAUGAGUCUGGUGAUGCAGGCGAUCUCAGCACAGGAUGAAAAACUGGCUCAGACUAUGUUCCUGCCUCUGGCUGAACGCAUGGUGGAGAAAAUGGUCAAGGAGGAGAAGAUAGAGGCAGAAGCAGAGGUGCAGCUGUAUUACAUGAUCCUGGAGCGCUUGGGAAAGUGUGUAGAGGCUCUGGAAGUGGUCAGAGGUCCACUGGGGGAGAAGCUGACCAGCGAGCUGCAGAGCAGAGAGAGCAAGUGUAUGACGCUCUACCGGCGGCUGGAGCGCUGGCCCGAGUGCAACGCCUUAGCCCACAAGCUGCUGCUCAAAAAUCCUGAUGAUUGGCAGUUCUAUCCCUCCUACUUCGACUCUCUUUUUCAUUUGAUGGAUCAGUCGUGGAGCCCUCCAGAAGAAGGCGAACACUGCUCGGAGGGUUCGGUGCAUCACACUGUGGCCGAGGUGGUGAGGUUUGUGGAGGACAGAAUUAAAGGGGAGGACGGCAAAGACUCUCGCGCUCUCAGAGGGCCUUAUUUAGCUCGGCUGGAAUUAAUACACAGACUUCGAGAAAGAGGCUGUCCUGAAGAAAGCCUGCUGGGCGAGCCUCUAGACCUGUUGGUGCAGUUCUUCAGGAAGUUUGGAGACAAACCCUGCUGCAUCACCGACUUAAAGAUAUACCUUCAUCUGCUCUCUCCCGACCAGCACGUUCAGUUCAUCAACCGUCUGAGUGAAGCAGUUCCUCUGGCGGAGCAGGGAGAAGACGGAUUUGCCUUCCCAGAGGAUACCAAAGCACUACAACGGCAUUUAUGUGUGUGUCAGCUGAGCCGAGCGCUGGGGCUGCAUCACUCUCUGGACUCCAGCGGAAAGCUGCACCUUAUCGCCGAGCUCAAGGCUCACUACCGUCAUGGGCUCAAGUUUGGGAAGAACGCCCUGAAGACGGAGCUGCAGUUCUCAGACAUGUACUGUCUCAUGGCCGCUCAUGUAUACGUUGAUUUAUGGACAGAAACGGGGGAUGAGAACAUGGCGUGGCAGUGUUUGGGUCUCCUUCAGGAGGGUCUGUCUCACAGUUCCUCCAACGCCCAGUUCAAGCUGCUGCUGCUGCUGCUCUACUGUCGCCUCGGAGCCUUCGAGCCUGUCGUGGACCUUUACUCCAGCCUGGACGCCAAGCAUGUACAACACGACACCAUCGGGUUUCUGUUAACACGCUACGCGGAGUCUCUGGGGCAGUUUGCUGCCGCGUCCCAGUCGUGUAACUUUUCCCUCAGGUUUUUCCACUCUAACCAGAAAGAUACCUCAGAAUACAUCAUCCAGGCGUACAAAUAUGGAGCGUUUGAGAAAAUCCCAGAAUUCAUUGCUCUCAGGAACAGGUUGAACCAGUCGCUGCACUUCGCCCAGGUCCGUACGGAGAGGAUGCUGCUGGACCUGUUCCUUGAGGCGGACAUUGUGUUGAGUUUGCAGGAGAGCGUGAAGGCCAUGUCGUUGUCUGCAGAGGAGGAUGACAUCCCCUGGGAUAGUUUAAGGGACAACAGAGACCUUACUGUAUUUACAAACUGGGACCCUAAAGAGAGACAGCUGACUGACGACCAUCGGCGUCGGUCUCUGGAGGAGGAGUCUGUGUGGCUGCGGUUUCGCUCUCUGACGCUGCGCCUGCUCACCUCGCUGGCGGCGCUGGGACACACGUCCUCACAACAAAACUCUGAGAUGUCCAACGAGAACGGAGUCGGAGACAAAAGCUCGGUCGUCAGCAGCCUGCUCUCCCAGCUCAACCAGACUCUGCAGACGGCAGCGCAGCUCGCAGAGAAACGCGUCCAGUAUCCAUUCCUGGGCCCCCCCUCCACCCGCCUGUCCUCGGCUCUGUCCAGUGGCAGCUGUCAGUGUCAGGCUGCAGCCCUGCAGCUCUCUGUCCACCUGCAGGACCUGGAGACAGCCGGACUCGAUGAGUCGUCGGAGCUUCAAACUCAGAUCUGUAAUGCUUUUAAAUCACUAGUAGUUCAGCUUCAAGAAAUACUGAAUAAAUGCAAAGGGGAUUUUUUGGAAAUGAAAGGGAGCAAAUUAAAAACACAGCCCACCUUAUUAGAAAACCUAAUCUUCUUUGUUGAGACGGUGAGCAUAGUGUUGUGGAUGGCUAGUUGCUGUGCCAAGAUCCUCCGACCGCUCAAGACAAGUUUACAGAAGAAGAAAAAGAAGAAAAAGGAUGCAAACGCAGUGCUGCCGGUGGUGGUGUGUGGGUUCCAGGAGUUGACGGGGAGCUUGCAGGACCUGCUCACUCAAGCAUCGGAGCACAUAAAGAGCCAAGAGGCUGGUCUGACCGCCCUGAAACUGGCCGGUUUAACCUUGGAAGGACAUACAGAGGAGGAGGCGUCGUUUACGAAGGCUGCUAUGGACAAGGUGCAGAGCAGUUACCUGCGCUCGCUACAGGAGGUGGGAGAUCUGCUCAAGAAGAGAGCGGAAACUAUAAAAAACCUCAAGAUCUGAACACCAUCACACACCAGACUAAGAUGACUGUAAUCUCAUCCUCCCCACCAACCCACCCGCUUUCAGCCCACCGGAGUCAGAAUCCGCGACUCAGUCCUUCCUGACCUCCACGUUUCAUGGUUUGUGAGCUCUGUCUGGAUUUCUUUUUCUUCGACACGGCAACGUUCACCUCUGGAACAUUUGCAGCUCUUAUAGCACAUAAGCUUGUAGGUAAAACUUCUACAGCGAUUAUCAGUGAAAAGCAGAAGCUGCGCUCUUUUAGAUAAAUCUAUCUAGAUCAAAUCAGAAUACAUAAAUACACGGUUUUAGAGUCUAAUAAAUUAUUGUACAUAAUAAAGACCACCACAGCUUGACUAAAGGAGAGUUUAAACCACAAUAAACCACUGUCCCGUCUGUCGGCCAGUUUCCUGUUUGUUUCCUCACAUCUCCUCUGAACGAGAACGGCAGCAGCAACCCGGCUUCAUCUCAGAGGAAUGAGCUGCUUUUCAGGCAGUUUUCAUCCUAAUCUGAUGCACUGUUUGGAGGAACGGACACGUGGCUGCCAGCAGACACACUUCCCGCUUCAGAGCCGCCUUCUCGUUUUAUUUCAUUUCGUUUUGUCUUUCUUGUGUGUUGCUUCAAAAGUGGAACCACCUCUGUAGUUGCAGUAUUAUAAAGAGAUGAGCUAAAACAGGACUUUUCUUUUUAACACGAUUGUUUUUGUGCCCUUUUUGUUCCUUUUUUUUUAAUAGAAGUGGUGCUUUGUAAAGACGUCUGUUGGGGAAUCCCAGCAUCCUUUGAGGCUGGACUGAUUCUAGUUAUUUAAGAGACCAUGUGCGACUACCUUAACAUGAAUGUUCACCAAAAACGCACCGCGGGCUGCUGAGAUUAAUGCAGGGAGACCCAUGUAUGUAGUGGCAAACAGAAAUUUGUGCUCUGGGAUGUUUUGUUUUGUUUUUUCCCCUCAGCUCUCAACGUUUUACAUUUGGACCUAACUGUAAAUAAAUACUGAGGCAGAAUAUUCACAUGAUCGUGUUGCAAGGACUUGAGUGUGUUUUAAAAGCAGCUGCAGUAGAAAAACACCAGAUUUGUCCUGUGGUGGUGUUUUUUUUUUUUUUUGUCAUUCCUGCCUUUUUUCUCUCCCAAAAUGUCAUCCGCAGCAUCUCCAGCAGUGAUGGCUGACCGCUGGCACAGCUGGAUUUUUUUUGUUUUACUGUUUUAAAAUACUUGGCGGAGCAGUUUGAACAUAUAGCAACCGACAACCCGUCUUUCUCCCUCCUGUUAAUCCUGCUUACUGUCGCUUACACAUCUAACAAAUGCCUUCUUUUGAAGUCGAGCCCGUCUGAGUGGAUCCUUGCCUGCAGAGACCAUGUUUGAUCUGACUACAUGUGUCGUUGAGGUUCAGAGUAAUGGUUGACAAUCUGAAGUGACAUCUCACCACCCUCUUUUGCUAGAAAAUGGAAAACAGAAACACUGGAAUGUCAAAGCUUUUUUAAAUAAAAAGGUAAAUGUGA